Athalia rosae (coleseed sawfly) is the source of this 3422-nucleotide messenger RNA. RefSeq names its product solute carrier family 35 member G1. Gene Ontology annotation, cellular component: membrane. The transcript is spliced from 3 exons. NCBI's taxonomy places the organism in Eukaryota, Metazoa, Arthropoda, Insecta, Hymenoptera, Athaliidae. The record is from RefSeq and is a predicted model, not a curated record. Bases 643 to 1689 code for a protein of 348 amino acids.
CAAUAUUUGAUGAGACCCUGAGUGGAAAUUCAACCUUCAGAAGAAUGUUCGAUAAGCGUUUCUGAUCGGUUAUCGAGGGACCGGAGAAUUAAUCUCUAAUUGCUCGUAGUUAGUUAUGGACCGGCAAUUGCAAGAUAGAGCAAUAAAUUAAUUUGCAUUCCCAAUUUGCAUGUCUGAAGUGGCCUUAGGGUCUUCUGUAUCUAUAUCAAAAUGACCAUUAUUCUCACAUUCAAAAUUUAAAUCCUAGCCAGUACUUGUUACUUUCCCUUCACCAGAUGGCGAUAAACACUGUAACCACCCUAUAACCAGUCUAUAUCCCAGCCACAUGAUAAAUCCAAUCAUAUCCAACCAACACCUCGCCGAUACCGUCCUUCGCAGAUCAUCCCUUAAAAAGAGUAUUUAAAAAUGGCGUUCAUCGGUCAGUUUGUAGUACCCAGCUGAUCGAUCGCUGGAUAUAACCAUGUGAUGAUUAAUUUUCCGGUGUUAUUUUACUCGGGAAGUGGUGCUAAUCGUAGCAGUAAAUUGGGUGGCUUUCAUUGAGACGACCUUUCCUCAAAUAUCGUUGCUGAACGAACAACUGAAAACUCCCAUUUAAACAACACACAAUGCUGAUUUAUCUUCAAGGUUACCUCACCUGCAUGGAUGCCUGAACACUUGGAAUUACAACAUUUAGUGGAUGGAGAUGGUGACUGCGAGGCUGCAAGUCGGCACAGAAAAUCAUCUAUAUCAAGAUGCAGAUCCUGUCCAUAUCUAGGCCUGAUGUUAGCAGCUCUGUCAUCUUUAUUUUUUUCCUUAUGCAGUGUGAUUGUCAAAGGCCUGGUCGAGGUAAAUCCAAUGGAAUUAGCUGCAUUUAGAUUUGUUGGUGUCCUACUGCCAGCAAUUCCAAUUGUUAUUUACAAAGGAGAACAUCCCUUUCCUAAAGGCCGUAGAAUGAUGUUACUCCUAAGGAGUUUCGUUGGUACAACGGGACUUAUGUUGAGUUUUUAUGCGUUCCGUCACAUGCCUUUGGCAGAUGCCUCUGUCGUUGUAUUUUCUGUUCCAGUAUUUGUUGCGAUAUUUGCAAGAAUUUUUCUGAAAGAACCAUGUGGUAUAUUUAACGUGAUAACUGUAUGUUUAACCUUAAUAGGUGUAGUCUUAAUAACACGACCGCCCCUCAUCUUUGGAAAUACAGUUGAAUCUCUAACAGAUAAUCAUGUGGAGACUGAACAUGCCGAUCUUUGGGGUGCGGUAGCUGCAUUUUCAGCCACAUUAUUUGGUGCCAACGCCUAUGUACUAUUACGUGCAUUAAAGGGACUUCAUUUUUCUGUAAUCAUGUCCAAUUUCGGAUCAUUUGCAUUAAUUCAAACCAUUGUUGUAACUUGGGCAAUAGGUGCACUUUGCAUGCCACGUUGUGGGACAGAUAGACUGCUCGUUGUUGCACUAGCUCUGUUCAGUUUUGGAGGCCAGAUCUUACUCACAUUAGCCUUACAAAUGGAACAGGCAGGCCCUGUGGCCAUAGCUAGAUCUGCGGACAUUGUAUUUGCGUUCUUUUGGCAAGUGUUAUUCUUUAACGAAAUACCAAAUAGAUACUCUGUAGGAGGUGCUAUUUUAGUUACCAGUUCCGUCCUCCUCACAGGGCUCAGAAAGUGGGCUGUUUCAUUGCCAGAAACUUCCAAUAUUAAAAAGUCACUUGGUGUACUUGCUAUUUGAAAUUCAAAUAUGGAAUUACCUAUGAGGCCUGCAAACAAAGGCAUUGAUAGCAAUUGUUUUUUAUUAAACGCCCUAGAGUUUAAGGUGUUGAGUCGAGUAAUCUUCUGUAAUCAUUUUUAUUGACAGACUACAGUUUCAGAAUCAUCGGCAUUAAGAUAUAACUUAUUGGUUGAUUUAGGUAAAAAUUUAAAUCAUUUUAUAGGUAACGAUACUGAAAUCUAGGCAUCAGAUCAAAUGUAUCAUAAUAACGUUUAUAUGUGAUUGCCCAUCAUGUAAUUUAAAACCCGAAAAGGCAUCUUUAAUGCAAAAACAUCAGCAUGUACAUUAAAUGUUUGAAAAUAUCUACCUUUACAACUUAAUCAAUAUUUUGGCGAUCUUAAGAAUUACUAUGCAAGAAUGAUAACAUUCUGGUAUGUUUUGGUAAAAAAAUUGUCAUUCUGACUUAUAAUUCCAGCCUAAUCUCGCCGAUAUUCGCGGCUAAGAGUGCUUCUACCAUAACAUGUAGAAUAUUACUCCUUUGAACCUUACUCUAUCAUUUAUUUCCUACUUAGGAAUAAAUGAAACUCGCUAUGCUGAAGAAAGCAUUAUGAUAUGUAGAACAUUUAUGUUGUGCAACUUUAAAUGAUCGAUAUCCGAGCAAUGGUUUUUUAUAAGCUUGAUUGUAUUGUCACCAUUGAUAAGGUGUGAAGUGUGAAUAACGUCAGAUUUUAAUAGUCAUGCGAAUUUUAUUAUAAAUCGACUUUGAGUCAAUAAUCUUGAUUAGUUUACCCGGUAGAUAGAUGUUACUUUGGGGCUGAAUCGUUCAACUCGAAGUUUUUAUACAUAAACUCAGUGUAACGUGGGCAUACAUAUAUUUUUAGACAUGAAAGUACAAGGGCGAUUAAUUUGAUUUUGUCUCAUGUCAUCUAUCUUUUAUAGGAGUGAUAAUCAUCGAUACUUCUACUUAUCAGAACAAAGUACAUGAUUCGUUAAAUCAUAGCUCUAACGUAAUUUUCUGAAGAAUAUUUGUUUCUGACGGAUGAUAAACUAGUAAUGCUUUUUUGAGAAUACUGCGUAACAAAACAUAAUAGUCAAUGUCAAUAUCUAAGUUAUGGAAAGUUAUCAAUUAACUCAUGUAUAUACCUAAAACAAGCUAAUGACAUGUAUUCCGUGUUUCCUACUUAAAUUAUGUCACAAUCUCUUUGUUUUUGGAUGAUUGUUAAUUGUAUCUAGUCAGAAUUACCAUAUCCAGGUAUUUCUAAAAUAUACAUUCAGUAUUGUGUAUUGCAAAAAUUGGCAAGACCUGAUAGAUCGACUUCCUUAUUUUUCGCCAAAUAUACCGGUCAACAUUUGUACAAACUCUGAGUUGCAAACCAAUUUAUUAUGUAGAAAUAGCAAAUCAGAUAAUUAUUUAUGGAAUCAACAAUGUUCAAAUUCACAUGCCUGCAAUGUCCAUAAAAAUAAUUUUGAAAAAUUUAUAGCUAUCAAACAAUGCUGCUGGUUCAUAUUUUUACUCCAGCUACAAAACUCUAAACUGCAGCCCCAAUUACAACACCCAAUAAUAUGUAUGCAUUUAUGCCCAUUACUAUGAUGGCAUGAACCUUAUAUAUUUAAAGUUUGGACGCAGCAUUUUAUCAAAUGCAAAAAUUUUCUUGCUUCCACCAAUAAAGCAUAUCUUUCAUUAUUUAUUCUACCGCAGCAGUACAUAGUGACUGAUAAUUGUAUUUCUAAAUAAAUAACAUCUAGCAAUCAAA